Molecule: messenger RNA, 1414 nt
Organism: Anas platyrhynchos (mallard)
Lineage: Eukaryota; Metazoa; Chordata; Aves; Anseriformes; Anatidae
Gene: PPT1
Product: palmitoyl-protein thioesterase 1
Biological process (GO): protein depalmitoylation; receptor-mediated endocytosis
Cellular component (GO): lysosome
Molecular function (GO): palmitoyl-(protein) hydrolase activity
Source: RefSeq, a predicted model, not a curated record
AUGGCGGCGCUCGGUGCGGCGGUGCCGCUGCUGCUGGGGCUGGGGCUGGGCCUGGGCCUGGGCCACGCGGCCCCGCCCGUGGUGCUGUGGCACGGCAUGGGUGACAGCUGCUGCAACCCCCGCAGCAUGGGCUACAUCCGCGGGCUGCUGCAGCGCCGCCUGCCCGGUACCUACGUGCUGUCCCUGCGCAUCGGCGCCUCGGUCCUGCAGGACGUGGAGAACAGCUUCUUCAUGAACGCCAACGACCAAGUGAGGGAGGUGUGCGGGCAGCUCGCCGCGGACCCUCACCUGAAAGGAGGCUACAACGCCAUCGGCUUCUCCCAAGGAGGGCAGUUCCUGAGGGCGGUGGCCCAGAGGUGUCCUUCCCCUCCCAUGCUCAAUCUGAUCUCCGUUGGGGGGCAGCACCAAGGCGUGUUCGGAUUUCCGCGCUGCCCCGGGGAGAGCUCCCACAUCUGCGACUGGAUCCGGAAGACGCUGGAUCUGGGCGCCUACACGCCGGCUGUGCAGGAGCAUUUGGUGCAGGCGGAGUACUGGCACGACCCUUUGAGGGAGGAGGACUACAGGAAGAGCAGCAUCUUCUUGGCUGACAUUAACCAGGAGAGGGGCAUCAAUGAGACGUACAAGAAGAACCUGAUGGCUCUGAAGAGGUUUGUGAUGGUGAAAUUUCUCAACGACACGAUGGUCGACCCGCCGAUCUCUGAGUGGUUUGGGUUUUACAAAAGCGGCCAAGCCAAGGAGACGAUUCCGCUGAGGGAGACGCCGCUGUACACAGAGGACCGCCUCGGGCUGCAGGAGAUGGACAAAGCUGGGAAGCUGCUGUUCCUGGGGGUGGAGGGGGAGCACCUGCAGUUCUCGGAGCAGUGGUUCUGUGCCACCAUCCUCCCCUUCCUCCAGUGAGCCUGGGGGGAGGCACCGCGGGGGAGCGCCCUGGGGGGCUCCCCGUAGUUAAUGCAGCUGCUGCUGUGCACGAGCACUGCUGGACAAGGCUGCAGGGAGAUGGGGGAAGGGGUGGGGGGGUGGGGAAAUGAAUCUCAGGGCUGAGCCCCGCACUGCUGCUGAAGCACUCAGUGCCCCAACCGGAGCAGUGGUCGGGCUGGGCAGGUGGUGACAGUGACAGAACCGAGCUGCUUGAGAGGUUUAAGUCCCAGCUCCCUGCUCCUCUCCAGAAGCACUGUCAGUAUUAACCAGGCACUAGUGCAGGAACGCAGCCCCUCCUGAGGGGAGAACCCAACACAUGUAGCUGUACACAGGGGAGAGAUCAGUCAGGCUGGGGAAAGAGACCACAUUUAUGGGUUCUGGGGAAAGGGGAGUUUUAAGUGGGUAUUAACAGCUUGAACCAUUUUCAACUAAUGGCUUCUUUUAUGCACUUUUGUACGACUGAAAUCAAUAAAGAACUUUACUUCUAACCACCUGA